CCAGGAAGGAAUCUGUGAGCCAGAGAGAAGGGCAGAGAGCCGGCAAGUCCCCUGGGGAAAGACAUUUCCUUCUAGAGUCUGGUGCCUGGGGUGAGAGGCGGGGGUUCACUGCUUCGUGAGAAUCCCCGGGCUCCCCAGUGGAGAAGAGAGACUGUGAGGCUCUGAGGCAGAAGCAAGAAAGUUCCAGAGCGGGGAGACAAGAGUUGGGGAGAAGCAUGGGGUCUGAGCGAGCCAGUGGAGUGGGGACUCCCUGGAGGCUGGAGAGACCUCCAGAAGAGGGGCUGCCCGCUGUCCAGAGCAGACAGUGGGCGAUGGCAUUGCGGGCACUAACGACAGUCCUGCUUUUCAGUCUAAUCCUCGGUUCUUCUCUGGUGCUUUGGGCCUACAUCCCAGGCUGUCGCCCUCGCCCCUGUGAGACACUUGUGUGCCGGAAUCUCCUGGAACAUUACCUGGCCUCUGAGAACCGAAAUGUGGCCCCCUGCACUGACUUCUUUAGCUUUGCCUGUGGAAACAACAACAGGACCAGGAAUUCUUUUCAGGAACUUGCAGAGGAGAACAAGAACCGGCUUCGGAGGAUACUGGAAGCCCCGGGUUCCUGGCACCUGGUCCCCGGGAAGGAGAAAGCCUUCCAAUUCUACAACUCCUGCAUGGACACAGGUGCCAUUGAGGCUGCAGGGGCUGGUCCCCUCAGACAAGUUAUUGAGGAGCUCGGAGGCUGGCCAGUCUCUGGUAAUUGGAUACCCUUAGACUUUAACCAAACUCUGAGCCUUCUGAUGAGUCAAUAUGGUCACUUCCCAUUCUUCAGAGCCUAUUUGCGACCUCUUCCCAUCCCUCCCCACACGCCGGUCAUCCAGAUAGACCAGCCAGAGUUUGAUGUUCCCCUCAAGCAAAAGCAGGAAAUGAAGAUCUAUGCGCAGAUCGUGCGGGAAUACCUGACUUACCUGAACCAACUGGGAACUUUGCUGGGAGGAGACCCAAGCCAGGUGCAACAACACGCCUCCAUGUCCAUCUCCAUCACCUCGCAGCUGUUACAGUUCCUGAGGCCCCAGGAGCAGCGGCGAGCACAGGGAAAGCUCUUCCAAGUGGUCACAAUCGGCCAACUGCAGGAAAUGGCCCCUGUCAUCGACUGGUUGUCCUGCUUGCAAGCAAUAUUCACACCGAUGUCCCUGAACUCCUCCCAUUUCAUUGCCGUCCAUGACCUGGAGUAUUUGGAAAACAUGUCGCGACUGAUUGAAAAGGAGCUGUCAAAACACAGGGAAUUUCUACAGAGCCACAUGAUCUUGGGUCUCGUGGGAACCCUCUCUCCAGCCCUGGACAGUAAAUUCCAAGAGGCACGCCGAUCACUGAGCCAGAAAUUGGGAGAGCUGACAGGAGGACCACCCGUGCCCACCCGGCCCCGCUGGAUGACGUGCAUGGAGGAGAUGGAGGCUUUAUUCGAGCCUACACUGGCAGCCUUGUUUGUCCAGGAGGUCUUCAGCCCGAGCACGCAGAGCGCUGCCAUGGAAUUAUUCACUGCAAUCAAGGAUGCCCUCAUUGCUCGCCUCCAAAGCCUUCCCUGGAUGGAUGAAGAGACCCAGAGAGAGGCCCAGGACAGGAUCACCAAACUUCAGGUGAAGAUGGGGGCCCCAGAAUGGGCCCUGAAGCCAGACCCAGCCACGCAGGAAUACGACGAUAUGCAACUAGGACCCAGCUUCCUACAAUCCUUCCUGAGCGGCAUCCGAUCCAGCCGAGCUAGAAUCACCCGGAGUUUCUUGCAGCCUUUCCCCAGCCACAGGUGGCACGUGUCCCCCUGGAGGGUCAAUGCUUACUAUUCAAUAUCUGACCAUGUGGUAGUCUUUCCAGCUGGACUCCUCCAACCCCCAUUCUUCCACCCUGACUACCCCAGAGCCGUGAACUACGGCGCUGCUGGCAGCAUCAUGGCCCAUGAGCUCUUGCACAUCUUCUACCAGCUGUUACUCCCUGGGGGCUGCCCGGCCUGUGACUCCCAUGCCCUACAGGAGGCGCUGCAGUGCCUGGAGCGCCACUAUGCUGGCUUUCCACUACCCAGUGGAAUCUCCUUCAAUGGCUCCUGCUCAUUCCUGGAGGAUGCCGCAGACACAGGGGGGCUGGCCAUUGCACUGCAGGCAUACAACCAGAGGCUGUUAUGGUACCAUGGGGAGACCACCCUACCCAACCAGGACCUGAGCCCCCAGCAGCUCUUCUUCCGAAGCUAUGCCCAGGUCAUGUGUAAGGACCCCAACUUCCAGGAUCCUCGAGAUACUCACAGCCCUGCUAUCCUCCGAACCCACGGGCCCGUGAGCAACAGCCCAGCCUUCGCCAGACACUUCCACUGCCCCCCUGGUGCUCCCAUGAACCCCUCCACCCGCUGCCAACUCUGGUAAGCUGGCCAGUUGCCAAAGAGCCCUCAGUAUGGACGUAUCAUUGUCUCCUUGACCUGUCCAUGAAAUCAGGAUGGACUUCUCUCCCAUUCUGCUCCCCAAAUAAAACCUGGUCCUUGGCUUC
This is a messenger RNA of Phacochoerus africanus (Common warthog), 2502 nucleotides long. RefSeq names its product Kell metallo-endopeptidase (Kell blood group) (gene KEL). Lineage: Eukaryota; Metazoa; Chordata; Mammalia; Artiodactyla; Suidae. The coding region runs from base 216 to 2381 and encodes 721 amino acids. The record is from RefSeq and is a predicted model, not a curated record. Gene Ontology annotation, molecular function: metalloendopeptidase activity. The transcript is spliced from 19 exons. Gene Ontology annotation, cellular component: plasma membrane. Gene Ontology annotation, biological process: protein processing.